CAAUAUCAAUCAAUAAAGAAACAAUGGACCAUGUUUUAACGUGGAAUGAGAAUAAAGUAACCAAAUGGAUCUCGACCAUUGGUUACGGCUGUUAUGAAAAUCAAUUUCGCGAACAGGGAAUCACAGGCGAUGUACUUGUUAAUCUCGACCAUGAAUCUUUACGAGACUUGUCUAUUUUAACUGUGGGUCAACGUAUGGAUUUAUUGAAGAAUAUUUAUCAGUUAAAGAUGCAUUACAAAGUUCCUGUCAAUGAAUGGGAUUAUAUACCUCCAAGUGUAUUAUAUGAAACUGAAUGGUUAGGUCAAAAUGGAAUGGCAGAUUAUCGUAAAAUAGAAGCAGCUUUUCAAGAACGAGAUGCACGUAUCAAGCGAUUGACAGAGGAAUUACAUAAAAUGGUGAGUGACGUGAGUUUAUUGAAAUAUGAACUGAACCAAUUGGUAAAAUGGAAGUCUCAAAUAGAAAACAACCAUACCAAUCACAAAGCUUCAUUGUCACCAAAAUCGCCAUUUUAUCGUCAUCUUACAAUCAAAGGCACAACGUUAUCUGAUGAUGCAUCUCCUAAAUCAAACUCAUCCUCUGCUAUAACUGCAACUAUUCCAACCAAUGAUGCUGGAGCCAUCAAGGUGUACGGUGAUAAAAUCUCUACAGCUACAGUAGAGCACAGGAGUAAUAGUAAUAGUAAUAGUAGUAGUAGUAAUAAUAACAAUAGUGCCAGUAGCAGCCACCAUAAUAUCACCAGCACGAGUAGUAGCAGCAGUAGCAGCAGUCAUGGUAACAGUGAAGUAGAAUCCUCCAAGAAUGUUCGAUUAUUACUCGACGACCCAACAUCCAAAGUCAUCAUGUCAGCCUUAAAAAAAUACAAUGUCAACAGCGAUUGGCAACAAUAUGCGUUAUGGAUUCAGUAUGGUUCAGCGGACAAUAUACAAGAAAGAGCGUUAGGAUAUGAUGAACGGCCUUUGAGAAUUUCACAAAAAUUAAAGGAAGCCAAGCAGAAUCCUGUAUUUGUAUUGAAGCAUGUAAAAGAUAAUAAGCCUUUUAUACCUCCCUCCACUGCUUCACCCUCGUCAUCCUCCUCAGCAGCAGCUAACACUGCUACUUUGACCGCCAGUAAUAAUAAUAAUAAUAAUAAUAAUAAUAAUAAUAAUAACAAUGCUCAAAUGAAUGAUACACCACCAUCAUCAUCAUCUAUAUCGACAAGUGCCGCCAUCUCUUCAUCUCCUUCCUCAUCCACCCAUACCAAUCAUCAUAAUACCAAUAGUCACCCUACAGCGACUUUUAUUUCUUCCAAUACUUGCACUAAUAAUAAUACUCGAUCUGCUCCACCGCCAAAAUCAACUUUACAGCAACAGCAGCAGCUUCAACCACCGCAUUAUUCUACGGGCAACCUGAAUAAUAAAAAUAUCACUUCAGGAAAAGUGGGCUAUGAAGUAGUUAUUCCCGUCAUGUCAUCUACCUCUAUCAACAAUCAUAAUAAUAACAAUAACACGACAGCUAAUACUCCUUCAAGUAACAAUAAUAGCGUGGGUAGUCUAAAACGAUCGCAAACACCGGCUUCAACGACGAACUCUUCUACAACCAACACACUACCCACUGUUUACAAUAAUGAACUUGGGUUAGAUAAUGCUGUAGUUAAUGCAAUAUUUUCAAUCAAUAAUAGCACGGAACAAUCAUAAAGACUACUUUUUUUUUUUUUUUUUUAUUCCAAGAAAAAUGUGGGUUAGUUCAAGA
Molecule: messenger RNA, 1728 nt
Organism: Mycotypha africana
Lineage: Eukaryota; Fungi; Mucoromycota; Mucoromycetes; Mucorales; Mycotyphaceae
Exons: 6
Coding region: 24-1673 (549 amino acids)
Biological process (GO): signal transduction
Molecular function (GO): protein binding
Source: RefSeq, a predicted model, not a curated record